This is a messenger RNA of Struthio camelus australis, 1200 nucleotides long. Lineage: Eukaryota; Metazoa; Chordata; Aves; Struthioniformes; Struthionidae. The record is from RefSeq and is a predicted model, not a curated record.
AGCGUUUGGAUGGCGCUUCUCAGAUUGAAGGCGGCCUCUGGAGCCCCGAGAGGCAUCAGAGGCGUUAGCGCUAGAGCCUCAAGGAUCCAAAGAGGCCAAAGCUUUUGUAAACGCCUUCCUGAAGCGCAGUAUGCCGAAAAUGAAAGACGAAGUUAUCCAGGACAUGUUAACUCGGAAAGCUGUAGUUCUUGAGCAUGGAAAGAGAAAGAAAACAAAAGGUUUUACCGCCAAGCAAAGGCGAGAAUUGCGGCUCUUUGAAAUUGAACCCGAACAGCGAAGAUAUGCAAUCUUUCUACCACUGCAUGAACUCUGGAAACAGUAUAUCAGAGACCUAUGUUACGGACUUAAACCAGAUGCGCAACCACAGAUGAUUCAGGGCAAACUGUUAAAAGCUGAUCUCCAUGGAGCUAUUGUUACAGUAACAAAAUCCAAGUGCCCCUCUUAUGUUGGGAUAACAGGAAUCAUUCUACAGGAAAUGAAGCACGUCUUCAAAAUUAUCACUAAAGAGGACAAAUUAAAAGUUGUUCCCAAACUGAACAAUGUAUUCAGCUUGGAGAUUGAUGGAUUUAUUUCCUACAUCUAUGGAAGCAAGUUCCAGCUUAGAGCAAGUGAGCGAUCUGCAAAAAAGUUCAAGUUGAAAGGAACUAUUGACCUAUGAUUUCAUGGAAAUUCAGACGUGUUAUUAAAACAUAUCUGCUGCUUUCCUGCAGCUUAAAGACCAGGUUUUCUGGCAGAUUGAAAAUGAAAUGAGUGAUAAUGUGUGAAGGUUUUCUAAAGCAUUUCUUCAUACUGAAGAAUGACUACAACCUGUUUUGUCUUAAACUGCAGCGGUCAGACUGCUUUGUAGUGGCAUCUGCUUUGUUACAUGUAUAUAACAUUCUGAUCAUCAUUAAACUGUUAUGAUUAGUACGGAUUACUUGACUAUGGAUUUCCUGACUUCUGUCUCAAUUAAUGGUUUUUACACAAUGAAAAUCAAUUCCAUCUUAUGACUUUAUCGUUCCCUUCUGUGUAAAUUGGGCUGUAUUUUAUAAGCUGGUAAGGCGACGAAGUGACAAAAACUACUUCUCUAUGAUCACUGUUCCCAGGUUGACAUUAACAUCUUUGCCUAGUGCAAGCAUAUGCAAGUAAGUUAUUUCAGCUAAUAAGCUUUACCUUGAAUAUCUCCUUCCCCAUAGUUAAUCAUGUUAAGCUAUGUAGAUG